Molecule: messenger RNA, 2039 nt
Organism: Larimichthys crocea (large yellow croaker)
Lineage: Eukaryota; Metazoa; Chordata; Actinopteri; Sciaenidae
Product: membrane-spanning 4-domains subfamily A member 4A
Exons: 7
Coding region: 171-782 (203 amino acids)
Source: RefSeq, a predicted model, not a curated record
CAGUCUCAUCCCAGUGACUGUUAUCCAUCAUGAGUUAACAAGCACACAUGAGACUUGGUUGAGUUCAAACUGAACCGAUCGUCCACAUACCGCCCAUUCCGCUGCUCCAGAUGUGAAGUCGUUGGAAGAGCAAACACUAAACCACAGCGCUGACCACCGCACAGGACAAGAUGUCUGCUGAGCUCUACUCUGCAAGUGUGAAUAAUGCAAGUCUUCAAGGCACCACAGUGGGAGGCACCAAACCUUUACACCGCUUCAUUAAGGGGCAACCCAAGAUUACCGGCAUCGUUGUGCUGGUCUUGGGCUUAUCUCUCUUCAUCGUUUCCAUCGCAAUCAUGCCAACAGCAAUUGAACACAUAUUGGCAAUUAUCCCGCCUAGCGUCUUACUGGGACUACUGUUUAUCAUAUGUGGGAUCCUGUAUAUCCUGACAGAGCACAACCCAACCAAGAAAACAGUCACCAUAUCGCUGGCUCUGAGCAUUGUGACCCUACUGGUGGCAUGUUGGUCUAUGCUACACAUCAUACCUAGCUUUUUAAACGGGCACUACUACUACUCACACUAUGACUUUAUGGAUGACAACGUCACUGAAGAAACAGUACAGUUGUUGUUGUCUAAUAUGAACAUGUCAACAUGUGUGGAAGCACUCUACUUCUUCUACACUUUAGUGGGUGCAAUUAUUCUGAUUGUAAUGUCAGCUCUGGCUGGCGCUGCCCUGCGUUCCACAAAGAGUCAGGCCAUUAUAGUGAUGACUACGACGGCGGCUGAAUCACCAGUUGAAUAAAGAGUACAAGAGGAAGUGUGAUAAAUUGAGAAGAAAUAUGAAGCAUUCAAAGACAGGAAGGAAGUUCAACAGAAUACAUGAUUCCUAAAUAUUAACACCAUAGUUGUAAUUGUUGUAUGCAAUACAAAAUAUGCACACUGCUAUUUAAAGGUUUGGAAUCACCUGUUGUUUUUCUUCUUAUAUAGCUACAAUAUAACUCAGAUACCAAAUGUAUCAUUUACAUUUGGAAUUGUUCCUACAGUGUUACAUAACAGGGGACUGUUGACAGGAAUGAUGUAACCAUUUUCCCCCUCAAAUAACUUAAAGUAAAACACCCAAUGUAAGCAGGGACCGGCACCUGUCUGUAGCAUAUGCAAACCCUAAACCGACCUUGUAUUUCUAUCAUGAACUUCAUCUAAUAACUAAUAUCAAUAUGCCUGUUAAUUCCAGAUUAUUAGAGCCAUUAUUGUGCUGUUUUAAAUGAAAUCUGCACAGGUUUUGAUGCUAAGCUUCUAAUUUCUUUCACCAUUGACUGACGAUUUCUUAUAUUCUUAUUAAUACUAAUAAAACUGUUCACUUAGAGGUAUAUUUUUCUCUGUCUGGCCUCAUACAAAAUGACAUCUAUUUGUAAAGAGGACUUUCUACAUCCUAAAAGCAUGAAAGAGCAUUCAAAAGUGUAAAAUAGUCCUCUCAGCCAUCUGAAUGUACUGCAUCAAGCUUUUGUGAGAGGUGAUUCAAAACUUUUGAACGGUUGUAUGUAUGUAUGUAUUGUAUAUGAAUAUAUUUUGAACCUUUUUUAAACAUUUACUGCACCAGAGGUUUACCUACUGUGGCUAGGUAAUUAACUGCUACUACUCUGCAGCCUGACAUUGGCUGACCUAGCUCCACAUUAUGUUUGUACUACUACAGCACAGGACAAAGGUCUUGGCGAUACCAAUGUCCCUAUUGAGAUAGUUGAAAAAAAGCUUGUCUGGGUUAUUUUAACUUCUCAAAAACACAAAAUCAUAUUAGUCAAGGGCAUACUUAAACUGUGAUGUGCUGUUGUUACAGUAAAUAGGUACCACUUUUUGAUAAGCAACCCUGUAGAAAGGCUUUAUAAUAUAUUCUGAGUAUAGAUGUGUGUCACUAAAAACGUGGGCUGAGAGGCUGUUAUUCCCCACCAACAUAAUUUGCUAGAAAGACCACACCAAUGGGCCAUUUAAUCACCUUGGUUACAGACCUCUGAAUAUCUGCCCACAUAUUCAAUAUUAUUCAAACAUAAUAUUGAAUAAUGUUUUU